CCUCCUCCGACUCCUUCCUCCACGACGAAAGUUUUAGGUUCAAAGUCUGGGUCCAAAAUUAUUUAAUUCAUAGAAUUUGUUUUAGUCAUAUUUAGUUUAAGUUAGUACCAUAAGCGUCCGAAAUGGCAAAUUCUAAGAUAUUUGGUGCUCUAAAGUUGUUAAGGUGCCGUAAAGAUAUCCAAUUAAUCUACGGUUUACAUAGCAGAAACUAUGCAGCAGCAGCAAAUGCAGUUUAUACCAAACGCAAGAUCGUCAAUGGAGUGUAUGUUGUUACCCUGGACAGCCCCGAUAGUAAGGUUAAUUCACUCAAUGCUGCUGUUAUGGAAGAAGUCAAUGGUAUUGUUAAUGAAGUAGAUUCAAAUCCAGCAAUUGAAGGCGUAGUUAUAAUCUCAGCUAAACCUGGAUGUUUUAUAGCUGGAGCAGAUAUUUCUAUGUUGGAAAGUUGCAAAACAAAAGAAGAAGUUGUUGCACUCUCUAAAAGAGGUCAGGAUAUUUUUAGGCGAAUAGAAUCUUCAAGUAAACCAUAUGUAGCAGCAAUACAAGGUUCUUGCUUAGGUGGUGGUUUGGAAACUGCCUUAGCUUGUCGUUACCGCAUUGCUGUUAAGGACUCAAAGACUGGAUUUGGUUUUCCUGAAGUUAUGUUAGGACUUCUUCCUGGUGCAGGUGGUACUGUGAGAAUGCCUAUAUUAACAUCAAUACCUACAACUUUAGACCUUGCACUUACUGGAAAAACAGUAAAAGCAGAUAAAGCAAAGAAAUUAGGUCUUGUAGACCUGCUAGUGUCACCCCUAGGCCCAGGACUCGGACAGCCUGAAGUAAAUACUGCCAAAUAUUUAGAAAAUGUAGCUAUCCAAUUAACAAAAGAAAUUGUAUCUGGCAAACUGAAAAUUGAUAGAUCCAAAAAAGGAUUAGUUAAUAAAAUUACUGCCUCGAUAAUGCAAUGGGAGUUUGUUAAAAACAUUAUCUUCAAAAAGGCUAAAGAGCAAGUUAUGAAAGCCUCUAGAGGACUAUAUCCAGCACCUUUAAAGAUCCUGGAAGUGGUAAGAACAGGUGUUGAUAAAGGUCCCAAAGCAGGCUAUGAAGCCGAAGCCCAAGCAUUCGGGGAACUGGCUAUGACACCACAGAGCAAAGGACUAUUUGGCCUCUUCAGAGGACAGACCGAGUGUAAGAAAAACAGAUUCGGCAAAGCGCAAGUGGAUGUUAAAACGAUUGGUGUUCUCGGUGCGGGCUUAAUGGGUGCGGGUAUUGUCCAAGUGUCAAUUGAUAAAGGGUACAAUGUUGUUAUGAAAGAUGCCACAAAUGCUGGGCUCUACAGAGGAGUGGGACAAAUACAAACUGGAUUAAAUAAUGCUGUGAAGCGAAAGAGAAUUUCAGCUUUACAGAAAGAUAAAUUCAUUUCAAAUCUGCUGCCAACCUUAGAAUACUCUAAAUUCAAAAAUGUUGACUGUGUUAUCGAAGCUGUGUUUGAAGACAUUAAUAUUAAGCACAAAGUUAUCAAGGAACUUGAGGCAGUAGUACCGAAACAUUGUGUUAUUGCAACAAACACCAGUGCUAUUCCAAUCACCAAAAUUGCAGCUGGCAGUAGUCGACCUGACAAAGUUAUUGGUAUGCACUACUUCUCUCCCGUGGACAAAAUGCAACUGUUGGAGAUAAUCCGUCAUCCUGGCACCAGCGACGACACCGCCGCAGCCGCAGUGGCGGUGGGCCUGAAACAAGGCAAAGUGGUCAUCACAGUAGGAGACGGUCCGGGAUUCUAUACCACGCGCAUCCUAUCCACCAUGCUGAGCGAAGCUGUCAGGUUGCUGCAGGAGGGUGUUGAUCCAAAAGAGCUGGACAACAUGACGAAACAGUUCGGUUUCCCAGUCGGCGCUGCCACUUUGGCCGAUGAAGUCGGUAUCGAUGUGGGCUCCCAUAUUGCUGCGGACUUAGCAAAGGCAUUUGGAGAUCGCAUUGGUGGAGGCGAUCUGAACAUAAUGCAGGAUUUGGUAAAGGCUGGCUUCAUGGGUAGGAAGUCGGGUAAAGGCUUCUACGUUUACGAGAAAGGCACCAAAAACAGGGAUGUAAACCAAGACGUGAUCCAACUCCUUAAAGACAGAUAUUCUUUGGAACCCCGAGGCGCCAACACAGUGGAGGACCAACAAUUAAGAAUGGUGUCUAGAUUCGUUAAUGAAGCAGUAUUAUCAUUGGAGGAGAAAAUUUUACAUAAUCCAUUAGAAGGUGACGUCGGCGCUGUGUUUGGCCUUGGUUUCCCGCCAUUCACUGGUGGACCCUUCAGAUGGGUCGACCAAUUUGGUGCUGAUAAAUUGGUAAAGAAAAUGGAAGAAUUCCACGGUCUUUAUGGAGCGCCUUUUAAACCUGCUCAAACCUUAGUUGAUAUGGCCAAAGACAGCAGCAAAAAAUUUUACAAUAAUUAAAUCAUCUAAAUUUUAUAAAACUUGCUGUGAAUUUAUCACUUGUUUAUGUUUCGUCAAUGUGCGUCCAGAGGUCUAAUAUUUUGAUGAAUUGUAUUGUUGACAGAAACGUUGGGAUUAGAUUGUGUGUACGAAAUGCCUUUGAAUCUAUGCCAUAUCUGAUACAUGUUGAAACAGGUGGAGUUUAUUUUUCAAUCGCGGCUUUUCAUUAAUUCGCACCGUGUUGUAUAGGCGUUCAUUAUUUUUAUUCAUUUAUGUGUACAUACAUCAUAAUAAUUCUAAGUAUGGAGAAAAAAAUAAAACUGUUUUAUGGAAGUGUGAUUGAAUUUUUGGUAAUUAUACAACAUGACAAAACUGUGCCGGAAAAUAAUUAAUUAUUGUGUCCUUAUUUAUAAAUCUGUGUAGCUCUGAGAUUAUGGUUACUAUACGUCAUGAUUGUAUGUUGAACAUUUAAUGUUAAUAAAAGUAUUUAUUCGUUCCUCGUCAUUUUUACUGUUAUGCCCAUGCCUCUGUAAGAAAUGAUUUAUGUUUAUAACGCUUGUAGAUAAAUAUCAAUCAAAGUCAGGUAGGGAAAUUCGAAGGCGCGCCUUGGCCGCACCCGCCCUUUACCCCCAUGCCUGAGGGAAUCCCUCGCUGCCCGGCAUAGUGCCGUGACAGCAGCCCUCUCUUGUAGCUCUGUCCUACAUGAGAGGGCCUGUAAGGGGAACGCCUAGACAGUCCUUCUGCGCGGACUGCUUAACGAAUUCUCCGUUUUGCACCCGUAAGACGUGCGAAAGGCUAGGUGUGAGGUCCGUUCGUUGGUGUGCCCCUUAAGUGCGCCAACGUCUGUUAAUAGAGGUUUCACCUGCAUAAUAAAAAAACGGACAUGUGCUGUUCACACGCGAUAGAAGUGAAACCUAAGGCGUUGAGCAGACGACGGGGCGGGGCGGGCAUUUUGUCUGCGAAGCAAUAAAGACCGCGUCUGUCCGUCGAUGUCUGCGGCUGCCCGCGCCGCGUACACAAAGCACACGACGGGCAGAGGCGGUCAGUACGGGACGUUCGUUCUAGUGAAUAGAAAAGUUCGUGGCGCGGACUGAGCUGACCGCCCCGCGCCGCCGUCUGCGUUACUGCAUAUAAACUGGUUUGUUUGAUCCACGGCGGGCAGCCGCGGACAUGCCGCGCCGCCACUGCCCGCCGGGCACCCAAGGCGCGGUCUUUUUGCCCUCCGUGUGCGUUAUUGAAGUAUAGGAUUCACUUUGUGCUAUUAUUCGCGGCGAAAUUGACCGGCCCGCCCCGACCCGUCGUCUGCAAAGC
Messenger RNA from Chilo suppressalis (striped riceborer), 3704 nucleotides. The record is from the annotation of a GenBank genome assembly. Lineage: Eukaryota; Metazoa; Arthropoda; Insecta; Lepidoptera; Crambidae.